This is a messenger RNA of Echinostoma caproni, 300 nucleotides long. The record is from the annotation of a GenBank genome assembly. Lineage: Eukaryota; Metazoa; Platyhelminthes; Trematoda; Plagiorchiida; Echinostomatidae.
AUGUCGAACAGUUUGUGCGAACUAAUCGCUUUACAACUGGCCGAAAUUGGCGAUCAGAUGAACAAGGAAUUGCACCUGUAUCGAGGUCAAUUGUCCAGUCCGAAUUGUCCGGAAAUGGGAUAUAACGAACACGCGUUGGAGGCGGAGGAUGGUACUGCCCCUGUGCAUUCGGAUAUUCGAAAGUACACGGUAGAUGUAAACAUCGAAUUCCGAUCUUCGGGGGAGAAAUUGAUUCUGUUCACGAAAUCACGUGACGGAUAUGUGAUUCCCCGGGAACACGAUGGGGUAUUGCAACCGUGA